AUGUCAAAUGAUAAUGAUCCAACAACAUUUGAAGAAGCAUUGGAACGUUAUAUUGAAUAUCGGACACGUUUUGAACAUAUCGAACAUGAAUUUGAUGAAUAUCAACAUUCAUCAUUAAAUUAUGAACAAGAAUUAGAAUUAAAUAUAAAACAAUUAGAUAGUGAAGCACAUCGUUGUCAACAAGAUUUAUUUCGUGAACGUGCACAAAAUGAACAAUAUCGUGAACGUAGUGAACAAACUAUUAAACAAUUCGAUAAACGUUUUGAUCAAAUACAAGAAGAAUUAAAUUCAUGUAAAAAUUUAAAUGAAAAAUUAACACAUUAUAUAAGAGAAUUAGAACAAACAAAUGAUGAUCUUGAACGAAGUAAAAGAACAUUAUUAGAUAGUUUAUCAACAUUUGAAACAAGACUUAAUCGUGCAUUAGAACAGAAUGCUUUGUUAGAAAAUGAACUUGAUGAGAAACAACAGUUAACUGAAACUGUUCAACGAUUACGUGAUGAAACACGAGAUUUACGUCAAGAAUUAGAUGUAUUACAUAAAACAAAUAUCGAAAAAGCUAUUAAUUCAAAAGAGACACCGAUUAUUAAUAGUAAUCGAAUGCAAAGUAUUUUAUCUGAAGCAGCGGCUGCUAGUGGAACAUCAACACGUGAUUCUAAUACACGACAAGAUUUAGCUGAAGUUGAUCAAAAUCUUCCGUCUACUUCACUUGAACAUAUGAAUAGUCUUUCAACACAUAAACCUUCAAUAUCAACAGAUUUCAUUCGUAGUGAUUCAAUAUCGAGUGAUGUACAAUCACCGAAAGGAACUGAUUUUUAUCAACCAAUAUCAAAUACGACUCGUUUACAAUCAUUAAAAUUAAUCAAUGAAGCAUUUCGACGUUUUAGUACUAUUGAAUCAACACUUUCAACUCAACGGAAACGAUCGCAAAUGACAACAUCAAUAACUGGGAAUCGUUCCCGAUUUAAUUCAACAGCAAGUACUUCAAAUUAUAAUAAUAAUAAUAAUAAUAACGACCCUAAUAUAACUCAAACGCAAUCAUAA
Adineta steineri is the source of this 1041-nucleotide messenger RNA. The record is from the annotation of a GenBank genome assembly. Lineage: Eukaryota; Metazoa; Rotifera; Eurotatoria; Adinetida; Adinetidae.